AAAUGACUGAGGGAUUUGAUGAAGAAACAGCGAGGAACAUGUGCCCGGCAACUAGCGAAGGAAACAUAGGGACCACAAUUCACCAAAGAAUCACAACAAAAAACAAUAAUGAAGAAAAAAUAGAAACUGCCAGUGAAAUAAAUACCAAAACUGAAGAUUUUGUACCUCAAAUACGAUGGCCAGAUACUAUAGUGCAACUUUUUCUACAUAUAGGAUGUUUAUAUGGACUGUUUUUAUGCCUUGUCUCGGCUAAAUUUUAUACGACGUUAUUUGCAUUCCUUACAGUAUAUAUCACAGGCUUCGGUAUAACUGCUGGGGCUCACAGGCUGUGGUCACACAGAGCGUAUAAAGCGAAAUGGCCGCUGAGGCUGAUUCUAGUCAUUUUAUUUACAGUUACCGGCCAGCGAAACAGACGCAGAUCCGCACAACGCAAAAAGGGGAUUCUUCUUCUCACACGUCGGAUGGCUAGUUCUGACGCCCCAUCCCAAUGUAGUGGAAAAAAGAAAAUCGGUAGAUAUGAGCGAUUUAGAAGCUGACCCCAUAGUCAUGUGGCAGAAAAAGUUGUACCCUCCACUCUUCCUCAUUUUCAACAUAUUGCUUCCAGUGCUCAUUCCCGUACAUUAUUGGAACGAAAAUUUAUGGAUCUCCUUCUGGAUAAACUUCACUAUGAGGUUCACAAUUACCUUGAAUAUCGCCUUCUUCGUCAACAGCGUAGCUCAUAUGUGGGGACAGAAACCUUAUGAUAAAAAUAUCAGCCCGGUCGAAAACCUUGCGGUGUCUCUUGCGGCACUAGGAGAAGGUUGGCACAACUAUCACCACGUCUUCCCGUGGGACUACAAGACCGGAGAGUUGGGAAACGCCUACAAUCCCUCGACAACGUUCAUAGACUUCUUCGCGAAAUUGGGUUGGGCCUACGAGCUGAAAAGUGUUUCGAAGAAUAUGAUACUGCGGCGCGCGGAGAAAACCGGCGACGGAUCUCAUCCCCAAAUUUGGGGUUAUGGUGACAGCGAUAUCGAAGAAGAGGAUAAGAUCGAGCUGAAGAACAUGGCGGUCGAAAAAAAAUGCGAUGACCAUGAAGAAUGAAGAGAAUUACACAGUAUUGAUGUUAUGAAAUGUAUGGAUAUAUAUUUAUUGUUUUUUGCUACUGAAUAAUCGAACUGUUUUUCGGUUCAAACCGUUUUGAAACUUUCCGGAGAGAGUUUCUCAAUACCCAACUUUGCCUUUUGGAAAACAGGGUUCAGAAAACAAAAAUGUUUUGUUAGAGUAAACAGUAAGAUAUAAUCGUCUGUCAUUCUCUUUUUUUAAUCUAAUUUUCCAUGAUUCCCGUAUUAUUUCUGACUGAAUAAUGCAAUCUGCCUUACUUCUCGCUGAAAAACAGAAGUUUCAUUUCAGCGAUUUAUGCAUUGUAUCAUUAUCCUUUUAUUGAAGUACCUAUUAUACCAGAAACUAAUAAUCGCAAGUUUGUUCUUUUGGAUAUAAUAAUUUUUCAUUUGAUUCGACCUUUCUUGGCGUUAGUACUGCCUUUUUGGUGUCAAAAGCUCCUUUUUCCAAACAGUCUGUAGUUGUUAACCAAAUCAUUCCUUGAAUUAUGAUUAGGUAUAUAUAUAUAAAAAAUAUUUUUUACAGCAUAUUGUCUAUAAAACUUUAAAUUUUAUAACAAACUUUGUGCCUUCUAAAAUAACUCAUAUUUUUAUAAGAAUUUUCUUAGUUUGAUAUAGUGUUUACCUGUAGGAAUUUUUCAGAGAACUUAGACUCUCUUUGGCCGUAUCACCACCCAAAGCACUUGCCAAAUUCACACACCUGUUGGUUGUGCCUAUCCAAAAAUUUCACAAUGUGAGAAUGUAGGUACAGCUUAAAAAAAAUUGCAAAAACUUUGGUAAACAAUUUGAUAUCAAAAUAGCUUUGAUACGAAAAGCAGUUCACUGUUAUGCAGAUGUUGUUCAUUUUAGUUUUGGAUUAUAAUUUUAGUUUGA
Leptinotarsa decemlineata (Colorado potato beetle) is the source of this 1973-nucleotide messenger RNA. RefSeq names its product acyl-CoA Delta-9 desaturase. NCBI's taxonomy places the organism in Eukaryota, Metazoa, Arthropoda, Insecta, Coleoptera, Chrysomelidae. Gene Ontology annotation, biological process: unsaturated fatty acid biosynthetic process. Gene Ontology annotation, molecular function: stearoyl-CoA 9-desaturase activity; iron ion binding. The record is from RefSeq and is a predicted model, not a curated record. Gene Ontology annotation, cellular component: endoplasmic reticulum membrane.